Molecule: messenger RNA, 654 nt
Organism: Lates calcarifer (barramundi perch)
Lineage: Eukaryota; Metazoa; Chordata; Actinopteri; Centropomidae
Product: lactose-binding lectin l-2-like
Exons: 1
Coding region: 75-557 (160 amino acids)
Molecular function (GO): signaling receptor activity
Source: RefSeq, a predicted model, not a curated record
CCUUCAGGGUCUCAAUCCCACGUCACGGUUCAUAUCAGCUCCUUGUCCUCCUCCUGAGACAGAGAGACGCCAACAUGAUGUUGCUCCUCUUCUUGUUUGGUCUGACUCUGGGUGCUGUGUCUCCUUCAGAUGAACGUGAAGUGAAGCUGCAGCGUGGAAACUGUCCCAUGUUCUGGUUCAGCUUCAAUGGCCGCUGUUACAAAUACUUUGCCACACGUGUGGGUUGGUCUGACGCAGCACUUCAGUGUUUGUCACAGAGAGCCAGCCUGGUGUCCAUCCACAGUCUGGAGGAACAGAACUUUGUCAAUUUCCUGAUCAAGAACUUUGACCAUGCUGAGGGGCCCACCUGGAUCGGCCUGAGUGACAGAAUUGAUAAGAAAUGGAUGUGGUCUGAUGGGGCUCCGCUCAACUUUACAUUAUGGAACGGAGAACAGCCGAAACCCGCUGGAGAAUACUGUGCAUACACUAACUAUGGUGGUGACGUGAAAUGGAAACAUCAACCAUGUGGUUAUAGUUACGCUUAUGUUUGUGCAUCUCGCAUAGACUGUCCCCUGUAACUGAGAUCGUUUUCUCCAGUUCAAUGCAUCAACUUUACAGCUGCUGGUCUGUUAAAAUGUGUUUGAAGGCCAAAAUAAAUAUGCAAAUGAACAAGUU